Messenger RNA from Fusarium odoratissimum NRRL 54006, 1545 nucleotides. RefSeq lists its product as uncharacterized. NCBI's taxonomy places the organism in Eukaryota, Fungi, Ascomycota, Sordariomycetes, Hypocreales, Nectriaceae. The transcript has 3 exons. Bases 212 to 1399 code for a protein of 395 amino acids. Gene Ontology annotation, molecular function: DNA-binding transcription activator activity, RNA polymerase II-specific; zinc ion binding. Gene Ontology annotation, biological process: regulation of transcription by RNA polymerase II. The record is from RefSeq and is a predicted model, not a curated record.
AUAAAUAAAACACCUUACCAGAUCUGAAUGUAGCGCAAACCUUGAGCGACGCUUUACAUAAGCAGCGUUCACAAUUCGGCAUAAUUAAUCUCCACUGACCAACCUCAAUUUGUCCAUUUCAUGCAACCCUAUUAAUCGUUUACCGCCCGAAGCCCAUCGCGAAAGCGAUAGCGAAACCAUUCAGCAAAGAACGGUCGAGAAAGCUGUAACAAUGCCCCCGCGCUUGGGGUACAAAAAGUCUCGAAGGGGUUGCAUGCGCUGUAAACAAAGACGCGUCAAGUGUGAUGAGAAGCAGCCUUGCGCCGCGUGCGAGAGACACGGCUUAUCGUGUGUCUACCAGGAACCUUCGGAAGUACGACGAGGGCGUUCAGCUGAUAAAGUCGAUACCCAAAGAGAUGAUCGUCAAAAAAGCUCAAAUGCCGACUCGUCAAUCGCGAGCCCGGAUCCAUUGCCGUACCUAGCCAAGUUCGUUACAGGUCAAGAGUCAAUAGAGCAGAGCACAUGGCUCACGGACCUUGAGCUGAUGCACCAGUAUUCGACAUCUACUUACCUUACCCUGCCGCGAGCAGAUGAACUUCGGCAAAUAUGGCAGAUUGAGUUGCCCAAGCUAUCCCUGAGCCAUGUUUAUCUUCUCCACCAAGUCUUGUCUGUAUCUGCAUUCCACCUGGCCUCCCUGCAUCCAGAUCGACCAGACUACGCUAUUUGUGCCUCACAACAUCAAAAUAAGGCUAUCGCUGGUCUUCGGUCAGCUGUCGCGUGCAUCACUGAGGAGAGCUGCGUGGAGAUCUUUUUGUCAUCUUCACUGCUGGGCAUCGGGGCAUUCGCUGGUCUCGGCGCUCACAAUGCUGGUCAACAGCCUCGCAUUGACGAUCUUCUCGAUGUUUUUGUGCUUAUUCGGGGCAUGAGCGACAUCCUCAACAGAUACGAGCCACUGCUCAAGGAGAGCAGAAUUGGGCAUCUCUUCGUCAAAGGAAGCCAAUCUGGCUCGACGCCUCUUCUUGACGCCACGCUCACGCAGCUUCGGCAAAUUGUAAUACCCGAUGGCUUUGAAGAUACGGCAACUGCGAUAUGUCAAGAAUCAAUCGCAUCAGGAAUUACCUGGAUAGAGAAUCACAUCGGGGCAACGGCUACGCCUGACGAGCGAAUUGCCAUGACUUGGUGUUUGUCUGUAAGCUCGGGAUUUCUGGACCUCAUCAGACAGCGGCACCCUGUUGCGCUUUGUGUCCUAGCGCACUAUUGUGUCAUCUUGGAUCGAGUUGGAAGAUCUCAAUGGUUUAUGAGGAAUUGGGGCAAGCCGGUACUACAAGACAUUCGGAACGAAAUGGAACCACGAUGGUCGUCAAUGCUGCAAUGGUGUUUGGCAGCUGUUGAAUGUGAGAGAAAUGCUCAAGUGCAUUGAUUCUAAAGAGAGAUAGACCAUCUACAUGUAAAAACAAACGGAAAAAUAACUGGAAUACAAAAGCCAAACGAAUGCAUGGGUAAUUCAACAAUAACUCCAUCCCAAUUCAAGCCCGGGUAACUCCUUCAAAAUAUUGUGACGCAGCC